AUGUCGUCCAAGACCAAGAAGCCUUCCGGCAAGCCUCAGCGCUCCGCCAUUGCGGACGUUGUCGCCCGCGAGUACACCAUCCACAUGCACAAGCGCAUCCACGGUGUCAGCUUCAAGAAGAGGGCUCCCCGCGCCAUCAAGGAGAUUAAGGCUUUCGCCACCCAGGCUAUGGGUACCUCCGACGUCCGCGUGGACCCCCAGUUGAACAAGAAGGUCUGGGAGCAGGGUAUCAAGGGUGUCCCCUACCGCAUCCGCGUGCGCAUCUCCCGCCGACGAAACGACGAGGAGGGCGCCAAGGAGAAGCUGUACAGCUACGUGCAGGCCGUCAACGUCAAGAACCCCCGCGGCCUCCCCACGGUCGUGGUCGAGGAGUAA
Molecule: messenger RNA, 375 nt
Organism: Emericellopsis atlantica
Lineage: Eukaryota; Fungi; Ascomycota; Sordariomycetes; Hypocreales; Bionectriaceae
Product: putative 60S ribosomal protein L31
Exons: 3
Coding region: 1-375 (124 amino acids)
Biological process (GO): cytoplasmic translation
Cellular component (GO): cytosolic large ribosomal subunit; ribosome
Molecular function (GO): structural constituent of ribosome
Source: RefSeq, a predicted model, not a curated record